This is a messenger RNA of Panicum virgatum (switchgrass), 659 nucleotides long. RefSeq lists its product as uncharacterized. Bases 220 to 498 code for a protein of 92 amino acids. The record is from RefSeq and is a predicted model, not a curated record. Lineage: Eukaryota; Viridiplantae; Streptophyta; Magnoliopsida; Poales; Poaceae. The transcript has a single exon.
CGCGCGGCCCACCGUCCGCUCGCGGCGUCAGGGGCGCGCCAUGCUUAAAUCUCCCGGCUCCGCCUCCCCUUCCCAGCCAUCGCCUAGCGCCACACGAUUCCCAGCAGCAGCUGCUGCCACUGCUACUUUCCAGAUUCCAACUCCACUGCUAGUUUCGAGCAAGAUCCAACACCUCGUACUACUCCGCUGGUGUGAUCGAUCGAGCCGCGCAGCUCGCUCAUGGCGUCCAUCGUGCUGCUGCUGUCGGAGCUGCUGGGCGGGGAGAGCGCCAGCGUGCUGGCGGCCGACCGCUACAUCAUGGGCGGCGGCCGUCUCGGGCUGGGGGAGUUCCGCCCCGCCGCCGCCGCGGCGGAGUCGUCGCCGGCGGCCAAGCGGGACGGCCGGCCGGUGGGAGGCCAGCAGCGCGCGGCCGCCGGGACGGAGGGGGCGCGGGAGAAGGAGGAGUCGUUCGAGGACCUCGCGGUGUCCAGGAUCGCGGUCGACGCCAUGUGGCCUUGAGAGCUUCUCCCCGACGGAGCGAGUAGUCGUCGUCCGUCCAGGCUUUGGACACGGGGGAGAUGGAGAUUGCUGCUUGCUGCGUUGCAACGCACACUCCGCUCAUGUAAUUAUGUGAAAAUGAUUCCUCAAAUGUCAGGGGAUUUGCCCUGGAAAUUUUCCCC